AGAGCCGCUGUGUGUGCGCGUGACACCCCCGACCCAGCGCGGGGAGAGCGAGAGGACCGCGGUUACCGUGACGACGAGGAUGGGCUGCAAUCUGUGUAGUUUCCAGAAGAGAGAAGAGCAUUACAAACUCCUGUACGAGAUCUCACAGGUGAAUGGACGGGAUCUGUCACGAGCGAGUCAUGAAGAAGCGGUCGAAGCAUUCCGCAGUGCUAAAGACCCGAUCGUGGUGCAAGUGCUCAGACGGACACCCCUCGCCCGGGGUCAAGGGUCAUCAGGAGACGCACAGGUGGUGGAUGUGUGCACACAGACGGAAAUCACAUUUGAGCACAUCAUGGCAUUGGCUAAACUCCGCCCUACAACGCCGCCGGUGCCCGAUAUCUGCCCGUUCCUCUUAUCAGACAGUUGUCACUCUCUGCACACUGUGGAUCAGGAGUUUAUGUCCACACUGGCAGCAGACGCGGAGAGGACCGAUGACUUUGAAUAUGAGGAAGUGGAAUUGUGUCGAGUGAACAGUCAAGAUAAGCUCGGCCUCACGCUGUGUUACCGGACAGACGAUGAGGAAGACAUCGCCAUAUACGUCAGUGAGAUCGAACCGAACAGCAUCGCUGCUCAAGAUGGUCGAAUCCGAGAAGGCGACCGUAUUUUACAGAUUAAUGGUCAGGAUGUUCAGGACAAACAGGAAGCAGUAUCUGUUCUCUCUAAUGAAGAAUGCAGGAAUAUUGUGCUGCUGCUCGCCAGAACAGAAAUGCAGGAGGAGCCGUGGCUGGACGAUGAACACAGUGAGUUCUUGGAGGAGCUGAAGAUGCAGAUGUUGGAGGAACAGAGGAGAGAAGAGGAGGAGGAGAUGGAGAGAGCAGCUGAAGAGGAGGCCAGAAGAACGCAAGAUGACGACAUCACAGCCUCCUGUUCCUACAGUCAUGAGAAGUUAGUGGGUCAGAUGGACGUGUCAGGGGAAACUUCUGAGAAGAACGUUCUUGCGCAGAUCCAGAAGAGAUUGUCUCGGUGUCUGCGUCAGCGGCGAGAGGCUACGGGUCAGAACCGGGACGGCCCAGCAUCAUCGCAUCGCUCUGGAGAUGGACUGGAUCAUGAUACUUCUGAAGGAGAUCAUUAUCAACAGCUCCUGGAGCUCAAGUAUCAGAUCCGCAACAGCGGCGAGUACGACCUCCUCUACACCCGCAGCAGCACCAUCGAAUGCAGCCUGACGGAGCAGCGUAGCGGCGUAGAACACGAGCUGCGACUGCUCAACGAGGAACUGUGCAGCAUCGAGCUGGAGUGUCAGAACAUCAUGCAAGCGCAUCAACUGCACAAGCGAGACCAGCUGCAACCGGGACCCCGCAGCCCCCGCCACGGCGGAAAGUUGGCGGACAUCAGCGAGCAUCCCGAGAAGUCAGACAAGGACAGUUCAAGUGCGUACAACACGGCGGAGAGCUCUCGCAGUACGCCUCUCAACAUGGACCGCUCUCCAGAACACUCCAUGCAGAGGAUGGUCAACCUCAGCAAUCAGAAGAACCUCAAGACUAGUUUCCUAGCUGGUCAUGGUUCGCCACCUUUCAGGAGAGUGCCGAGCGGCAGUCCUGACCACAGCAACCCCUCAGAAUCCGACCAAACGCCUGCUGCGGAAGACGAGAGCUCUCCGAGGAAAACUCUUCACUCAAGGAUCCCAUACUUUUCUCCACGUCACCAGCAAGCGGUCGUCCCGGCACCUUCGCAACAUUACCAGAGUUACAUGCACUUGAUCCAGCAGCAGUCUGCCUUUGAAUUCGCCCACAGCCUUCUGGGAAUGAGCGACUCCCAGGUCGGCCAGCCUUCAGAACCUAAGAUGGAGUGGAAAGUCAAGGUAAGAAGUGAUGGGACUCGGUACAUCACCAAACGGCCAGUCCGAGACAGACUGCUGCGGGAGCCGCUCAAAAUCAAGGAGGAACGCAGCGGAGGUAUGACAACAGACGACGACGCUAUGAGCGAGAUGAAGAUGGGACGCUACUGGAGCAAAGAAGAGCGCAAACAGCAGCUCAUACGAGCCAAAGAACAGCGGCGGCGGCGAGAGUUCAUGCAGCGGAGUCGCUUGGAAAGCUUGCACGAGAACCCGCAGAGCGGCGGAGAGGGACGCAAGGAGGUUAGCAUCAUCGAACUCAGUCAACGUAAGAUGAUGAAGAAACGCAACAAGAAGAUUCUGGACAACUGGAUGACAAUUCAGGAGUUGAUGACGCAUGGAGCGAAAGCGCCCGAAGCAUCCAAAGUUCACAACGCCUUCCUCUCGGUUACGACUGUAUAGUUCUCAGACUUUACCCCAUGUGGUACGAUCUACUUUUGCCUCGUUCAAUGUGGCGAUUUUUAUAAGACAAUAAUAUUUUUCACACUUUGUUAAACGAUCAAUGUUUUUUAAGCAAAUAAACAAGUUUCAUCACAUGUUUUGUUACUGUAAGAAGUACUUCAAGGAAGUUUCUUAAUCCUAUGUUUAAUUUCUUUACUCACAUGCAGCAAAUAAUAGUUUUAGUGAGUAUCUUUGUCUGUUUUUUUUUUCCAGUAAAAAUAACAUUCACCUGGUAAUCAAAACUGCUCCUGAUACUUGAUGAUGUAAGCUUAAACCUCAUGACAUUAAGAUAAAAAACAAUAAGAAAUUUGUCAAAAAAUUCCCAAAAACAAAAUCAAAAUACUUAAAUGCAACAUACAGUACUGUGCAAAAGUCUUCGGCACAUAAGAUGCUUCACAAAAGCAUUUGUCUUAAGAUGGCCAUUUAUAUUAUCAGCUUUAGUGUGUCAAUAGGAAAUAUACAUUUUAGACUCCCAAACAUUACUUUUGCACAUAGAAUAGAAGAACAGGGAGCCCUGCAACAGAUGGCAUUGCCACCACAGUGCCCCCCCACUGGGCAUCAUGUCAGUCUGAGAAUACGUAAAGAGACAGAAGUGGUUGAGACAGCCGGAAUAGAUAGAAGAACUGUGUGCAGGUGUAUCGAGGAGAAUUGGGGCUGUUUUGAAGACACAGGUGGUCACACCGAAUAUUGAUUUAACUUUGUAUGACGUUCAUUGACAUCCUCACUAUGCAACAUUUUCCCUAAGUUCCUAAAACUUUUGCACAGUACUGUAUAUCCACUGAAACAAACGCUAAUAUAAUGCACAGAUUUGCUUAGCAGGUAGCCUGAAUUUAGAGUAAGUUUAAGAUAACGAUACUUGUAAAGAAUAUAAUUUUUUUGCAGUGAAGUAACCUUCAUCAAAUGUUUACAUUUCAGCAGAAUGUGAAUUGUUGUGCAAUUACCUGCCUUGAAUCAACCUUGCGGAGUCCAAUUUUGUGCUGGAGGAUUUUUAUCAUGUAUUUAAAAUGAGAACUAAACCAAACCAGCUCUCUGAACCAAACAGUAGACAACUUGUGUAGCUAAACAUGAACUGGGCCGGUUCCACCUCUCUACCUCUGCCAGACGCUGGACCAGUUCCCAAGACCAGAUAAAACCAGCUGACAUUAUUCAAAUAUUUACACACAGCGAGUGAGUCAUUCCUAACUUUAUGGUUUCUAAAAGGACACCCUCUACAAAGUCCAAUGUUGUGUUUAUGUGACCAGCAGGUGAAUAGGUUUCAUGGUAAAUGUGGAUGAAUCAUAUUGCAGAAGUGUUGCCGAUUCAUUAACCCACAUGGAAUACUAAACACGUACCAGCAUAAAUCAUCUAAAUGUACUCUCACCCUGAUCAAAUGCUUCCCAUUGCUCAAACGCUGGUUCUGCUCAGUGGAUCUCAUUUAAUGAAGGGUUUCAGAUAUGGUUCACACAGAUGUUUGUCUUUCUAUAGAACCAAUGUCUUUGAGUUCACUUUUCUGGAUCUGGUUUUAUUUAUUUAUUGAAGCAAAGACUGUACAUUUCAAUUGUAAAUUUCUGUACUUGCACUGGCUAUAUGUUCUCAGUCUUAUUUAAAUAAUCUGUAGUCGUCUCUCUUGGCCAGAUGAAUGUGUGGUCAUUGUGAU
This is a messenger RNA of Xyrauchen texanus (razorback sucker), 3947 nucleotides long. Its product is annotated as PDZ domain-containing RING finger protein 4-like. Gene Ontology annotation, molecular function: protein binding. Lineage: Eukaryota; Metazoa; Chordata; Actinopteri; Cypriniformes; Catostomidae. The record is from RefSeq and is a predicted model, not a curated record.